UAAUAGAAAAGAAGAGAAGAAAAGUAAAGAGAUACAAUAGAAGUUUUUGUAUAAAAGUCUUUAGAAAACAUCCUAGUAUACUACUUACUUUGCAAAAAAGUGUAUUCAAUCAUGAAUAGGUUCUUUUGGUCUGUUACACAAUGUACAAUUUUAUUAGUUAUCAUAUGUAAUUUGAAUACAAUGAAAGCUGUUCCAACAAAUAAUGGUACACAUGCAGCACCUACUACUGCCAAAGCUGUAGGACAUACGACCUCCAAACCUUCACCUGCAAAAGCUGCAGCACCUAAUACUACUAAAUCUCCAGCACCUACUACUGCCAAAGCUGUAGGACAUACGACCUCCAAACCUUCACCUUCUAAACCUACAGGAAGUUCUACCUCCAAACCUUCACCUGCCAAAGCUGUAGGACAUACGACCUCCAAACCUUCACCUGCAAAAGCUGCAGCACCUAAUACUGUUAAACCCGCAGCACCCACUACUAAGAAACCACAUGAUGAACGUGCUGUGAUGGCUGCGGCGGCUGCCCCUAUCGUACUUGGAGUUAUUGGGGAAGUGAUUGGUUUUAUACUUCAAUACAUAGCUAGCUAAGCCUCAGGCUUUUCUCAAUACCUAAAUUACUGAGUAUUGCUUCUCAAAAGGAGAGUAUUAUUACAAAAGUUAACUGAAAUAUAAAAAUUACCAUUGAAAGUAAAAAAACAUGUUUAACUUUCUCAUCUAAUAACUAACGUUUUGUUUGUUGUUAAAUAAAUUUAUUCUGACUGUUUAUUUGUUAUAACUUGUGACCUGAGUGCCCAGUUAAUGUAUAACGUGAUGAUUCCCGCCAAUUAGAGAGCAAUGAUUUAUCGGAGCAGUAACAGACAAUACCCGUACGAGCAGUCUACAGUCCUUAUCGGUCCUGCUUUUCACCUAGCCCAUCCAGUUAUUUCCAAAACAUCAAUAACAGCCUCUCUAGUAUGAUUCAUUUAUUUCAAGCAUACUGGGUUUAUAUACCAAACAGACAGACCAUAUUUUACCAUAAAAUAGAAAAUAACAUU
This is a messenger RNA of Schistosoma rodhaini, 1034 nucleotides long. The record is from the annotation of a GenBank genome assembly. Lineage: Eukaryota; Metazoa; Platyhelminthes; Trematoda; Strigeidida; Schistosomatidae.